This is a messenger RNA of Caenorhabditis auriculariae, 1578 nucleotides long. Lineage: Eukaryota; Metazoa; Nematoda; Chromadorea; Rhabditida; Rhabditidae. The record is from the annotation of a GenBank genome assembly.
AUGAUGUCUUUUGCGGCAGAAGACGCUUAUCAAUUGGUGAUAAUCGUCGAAAUGUUUCUCAACAAAUUAUUUGCACUGACGACCACCGCCUCCGAGGUACGUUUCGCAUUUUUCUUCUCUUGUUCGUAGUUUGGACUCCGUUGAACUUUUUUUUAUCUUGCAUUCUUCUUCCAUAUCAUUUCUAUUUUUUCGAUUUUUUUGAAACUACUGUUUCCCAGGGUCUCUCAAAGUGACAAAUUCUUGCGAGGCCUAAAUUUCCACUGAAAAAAGCUUUCCGUCGCAAGACCUCAUUUGACAUCUGUCCAUGCUCCUUUAAAACCUUAAAAGUUAUGCGAAUGAAAAUUUUUUUAUACUCUCUUCACCUCCAGCUUGAAGUCGAACAAGUAUUCACUCCAUAUUCCGUUAUUUUGAUCGUUUUCCAAGCCAGCCAUGAAUGAACUAUCAUUUUUUUUAAAAAGAUUAAUCACCGGAAACAAACUGAAGAAGCGAUAAUGAACUACGAGACUAUUUUAAGAGAGAAAGAGUAGGCGUGCCCCUCUUUCUCAUCUGAACAACUACCGCCAAACUCUGUCGGCGGUUUCAAUAAGCCCCGCGGCGUCUCCAUCACAGACGUCUCCGGCCGCCGAGAAGGAGGCACCAAAUCUGUGCAGUACCUCGAAGAUAAGCCCCGCCCACUACUACACACGACGCCUCAACGCUUUGGUCAGUUUUUGAUCUGUCAACAGCAACGGUCAGCGGGACAGCCGUUAUUUAAUAUGUUCUUGUAGAUUCGACUUUAAUGUACCUUUCUAAUGCAUUUUUUUAGUACUAUUUUUGAGCCUUGAAAAAAACUUUUAAAAAAAUGCUCUAAAAUCCAGCUGAAUUUUAAAAAUUUGAAUUCACAUGUAUAAUGGCUCAAGUUCAAGCUGAAGUUUCAAAAAUUUGUAAAAAAAUUUUUUUAUCGGUACCUUAAAUAUUUCUGUUUUUAAAUUUUCAAUUUAGCGCAAGUCGUUUAAAGUCGGUUGCGUUUGUAAGCUGCCUUGAGCUUUUUCCUUGCAAGCUUCUUAUUUUCAGCGAUAUUUUGGCUUUUUAAAACUUUUUUUACUAGAGAAAAAAAUUAACUUCAAAGACAAAAUAAUUUUUUUCCAGUGAAAUCGGACUCAUUAAUUUUUCAUUAACAAAAUUUUUUACAAGCCUAAAGAAAAUUUUUAAAAAAGUCAAAAACGCCGCGAAAUUUAUUAGUUUUUCGGAGGGGGCGUGUCUUAGUUUGAAUAAAGAUUUUUGAAAAUGAAAAAAGCUCACCUUCAUUCUAAAUAUCAGUUUCUGCUCAUUAAUUUCUUCCCAUGCUUUCUUUUAAAUGAAGCCGUCGCAAAAUCCAACCAUCGAGACACUGUCAAUCAUUCUUUCCAAACUAUAGUCCACUCAACAGUUUUCUAGAGUAUUUGAAGGCUUUUGUAGCCAAAAUUAUCACUAAAAAGCUUUCCGCCUCGAAAACUAUUUUGAAACGUGUUCAUGCUCCUUUAAAAAAACCAUCCAGCCUAUUUCGAAUUAUAGUGUAUUACUGAACAAUAUUUUCAGCAACAGAUGCGUCCUCCAUGA